Messenger RNA from Colletotrichum karsti, 1371 nucleotides. RefSeq lists its product as uncharacterized. Gene Ontology annotation, molecular function: pectate lyase activity; cellulose binding. The record is from RefSeq and is a predicted model, not a curated record. The transcript is spliced from 2 exons. Gene Ontology annotation, cellular component: extracellular region. NCBI's taxonomy places the organism in Eukaryota, Fungi, Ascomycota, Sordariomycetes, Glomerellales, Glomerellaceae. Gene Ontology annotation, biological process: carbohydrate metabolic process. The coding region runs from base 1 to 1371 and encodes 456 amino acids.
AUGAAGUCGGCUCCCACUCUCUUGGCGCUCUUGGCGGCCGUUACCAACCUUGCCGCUGCCCAGACCGUCUCCGGUAAGGCUGAGGGCUUUGCCGCCGGUGUUACUGGCGGUGGUAGCGCCGCUGCCGUCGAGCCCAAGGACAUCGACGAGCUUAAGAAGUACCUCACCGACGACGAGCCCCGUGUCAUUACCCUCUCCAAGGAGUACGACUUCACCGAGUCUGAGGGCACCGAGUCCGGCAACGUCUGCGCCAGCUGGGGUACCGGCGCGUCCUGCCAGAGGAUCAUCCAGGACUCUUGCGACAGCGGCACCACUGCUUCCAAGGACACCUGGUACAAGGCCCCUACCCAGCCCAUCGAUGUCGGUAACAACAAGACCAUUCUCGGUGUUGGCAGCAAGGGUGCUAUCAAGGGCAAGGGUCUCCGCAUGAGAGGCAGCAACGUCAUCAUCCAGAACAUUGCCGUCACCGACCUGAACCCCAAGUACGUCUGGGGUGGUGAUGCCAUCGGCUUCGAUGGCGCCGACCUCGUCUGGGUUGACCACGUUACCACCGCCCGCCCCGGCCGCCAGCACUACGUCUUCGGCUUCAACCCCAGCAAGCGCGUCACCCUGUCCAACAACUUCAUCAACGGCGAGUCCGACUUCUCCACCGGCUGCGACGGCUACCACUACUGGACCUUCGAGAUGGUCGGCACCGACGACCAGAUCACCAUGAAGAACAACUACAUCUACAAGACGGCCGGCCGCAGCCCCGCCCUCAGCGGCGGCACCCUCCUCCACGCCGUCAACAACGUCUGGGAGGAGAACAACGGCCACGCCCUCGAGGGCGGCGACGCCAAGGCCCGCGGCCUCUUCGAGGGCAACGCCUGGAUCAACGUCAAGGCCCUCGUCUCCGACUACGCCGGCAAACUCUUCGCCGCCGACGCGAGCAGCGCAUCCCAGUGCCAGACCGCCCUCGGCCGCGCCUGCGAGGCCAACGUCUUCGAGUCCACCACCAACGACUUCCCCUCCAACGACAACACCGUCCUGAGCCUCUUCAAGAGCUACUCCGCCCCCACCGUCGAGGCCGCCAGCAAGAUCAAGACCAGCGUCCCCGCCAACGCCGGCGCCGGCAAGCUCAGCUCCUCGUCUGCCUCCAGCGGCUCCUCCACCGAGUCUACCGACACCGAGAAGGAGGCCGUUGUCGCCACUCCUGCUGCGUCUACUCCUGCCUCCUCUUCCGCUGCUCCCGCUGCCUCCAAGGCCGCCGACUCCGGCUCCAGCGCCGUUGCCCUCUACGGCCAGUGCGGUGGCCAGGGACACACCGGCGGCACCACUUGCGCCUCCGGCAAGUGCGAGGUCGUCAACGACUGGUACUCCCAGUGCGUCUAA